UAUUCAGGACUCUGUGUAUAAUUUAUUAGGGGACCCAAUCACAUAUGCCACUCGCCGGCUGUUCUCGGUCUCUCGCGCCCGGCAGGGAAGAAGGCAUGCGAAAGAGAGAGAGGAAGAGAAAGAGAGGGCCGCCACGACACGAGGGAGGGCCCACGUCGCUUGGGGGGAGCGACACGGAAGGGCACUGCGCCGCAUGCGCGAGGGCACGCCCCCAGAGGAGGGGGCGGGGGGAAAGAGAGUGGGCCAUGGGAAUGAGCAUGCGCGGCGGGCGCUUACUUGGAGCUCAGGAGGACAACCUCGAACUUGAGCUUGGCGUUGCGGGGGAAUGUCAGGCGGGGCACCGGCGGCACCGUAGGCGAGCGGGGCGGGGAUGGUCAGCAUCCGGCGACCACCGGGGCGCAUGCCCUCGACACCGAGGUCCCAGCCGCGGAUGACCUCGCCGGCACCGAGGCGGAAGGAGAAGGGCCGGCCACGGGGGAGGUUCGAGUCGAAGACCUUGUUGUUGCUGGCCAGACGCCCGGUAUAGCGGACGGUGACGUUCUGCCCGCGGGUGGCAGGCUUGCCGGAGCCGACCUCGACAUCCUCGACGAUGAGGCCAUUGCCGAAGGUCUUGACCAUGGGCUUGGGGGCAGCCUCCUUCUUGGCGGCGGCCUCCUUGGCAGCGGC
This is a messenger RNA of Fonticula alba, 666 nucleotides long. RefSeq lists its product as hypothetical. The record is from RefSeq and is a predicted model, not a curated record. Bases 45 to 434 code for a protein of 129 amino acids. The transcript has a single exon. NCBI's taxonomy places the organism in Eukaryota, Rotosphaerida, Fonticulaceae.